ACAAGAUACGAGGAGAGAGAGAAAAGCAAAGACCUCACCAAGAAUAUUUAUAUUCAUAGAGAGAGAGAGAAGUGUUAAUAUCUUAGAGAGAGAAAGAGAGAGAGAAAGGAUGGGGACGAAGAAGUGUGAGCUAUGUGGUGGUGUAGCGAGGAUGUUCUGCGAGUCAGACGAGGCGAGUUUAUGCUGGGAUUGCGACGGCAAGGUUCACGGAGCUAAUUUUCUGGUGGCUAAGCACACGCGCUGCCUUCUUUGCAGCGCGUGCCAAUCUCCGACGCCUUGGAAAGCCUCCGGUCUCCGUCUCGGUCCAACUGUUUCCAUCUGCGAGUCAUGUGUCGCUCGCAAGAAGAACAACUCCGUCGUGGUAGCUGGCCGAAAUCAGAUUUUGACGGAGGAUCUUAGCCAGGAGGUGGAUGGUCGCGAUUUUGACGGAGAUCGGUUGAGAGGUGACGACGGCGCCGAAUCUUAUGAAGACCAUGAGGAAGAUGAGGAAAGCGACGAGGAUGACGAGGAUGAAGAAGAAGAAGAAGAGGAGGCGGAGAAUCAGGUGGUGCCAUGGGAUGGGGCGGCGGCGGAGACGAGUUCAUCGUCUUCGGUUAGCUGCGGCGAGGAAGCGUUUUUCGUCGACGGAGUUCUGGUGGUGAAAAAAACGCGACGGUGUUUGGAUCUGAACUGCUCAGAUGAAGAGGAAUCGCGACCUUUGAAAAGAUUAACCAGAGACGAAACCUCGUCAAGAUCAACGGCUGUGAUGAACUCAAAGGGAUGUGAUACAUCGUCGUCAUCAUCGUCUUUGAAAUCGCAAACAAAAGCAGUUGAUGAUUCUCUAGUAGCUUAAACCCAACGUUCAUUACUAACAAAACCCGUGUUUUAGUGAGUUGAGUUAGUUCCUUAAUGCUUCUUAGUUGCUUUUAGAACAACAAAUGUUAGUCGUUGAAGCUUUUUUUUCCUUGGCUGUUUAAGCUUUUUGUAUUAUUACAACCAUGUUCAUUUUAUUUGUUUAAACUAUUAUUUUACCCGCAUACAUAUCUACAGAAUCGAAAAAAUGAACAAAUAUGUGGCUAGGAACGCAUGAUAAAUUAUUAUAACCAUUGCAAG
Messenger RNA from Thlaspi arvense, 1092 nucleotides. The record is from the annotation of a GenBank genome assembly. Lineage: Eukaryota; Viridiplantae; Streptophyta; Magnoliopsida; Brassicales; Brassicaceae.